This is a messenger RNA of Acyrthosiphon pisum (pea aphid), 1314 nucleotides long. RefSeq lists its product as uncharacterized. Bases 1 to 1314 code for a protein of 437 amino acids. The transcript has 4 exons. The record is from RefSeq and is a predicted model, not a curated record. NCBI's taxonomy places the organism in Eukaryota, Metazoa, Arthropoda, Insecta, Hemiptera, Aphididae.
AUGGUUUUAGAAUACAAUGACGCAUCUUUUAAGCUAACAUUCAGGAUCAUACGAUCAUUAUUGAUGAUUUUUUUAAAAUUUCAUCAAACCAAUGAUAAUGAAGGAAAGAAGAAAGAAACUAGAAUAAUUUGUCCUAAUAGUGAAUGUAAAGAACCUUUGUACUCCUAUGCUAAAUUGAAUAUUCACUUAUCUCAAAUACAUGGAUUUACUGAAAAAGUGAAAGAAAUGAAAUUUCUAAGCAUCCCAGAAUUUGACACAUGGAAGAGAGGAGAAGAACAAAAAAGUUUUUCAAUGUUUGUUAAGGAUAGAGCAAUGUCAAAAUUUCAUGAUGGAUGUAGAAGACAAUAUUAUUAUUGUCAUCGUUCAUAUAACUAUGGUAGUAAGAAUGAAAACCAAGAAAAAAUGGAGAAAGCGAGAGAAACUAAAUUCAUGGGAAGUAAUAAAAUAGAUGGAACUUGUCCAUCAAUGAUGAAAGUUACUUAUAUAGAACAUGAAGGGACAGUUAACGUUAAGUUUUGGGAAAAUCAUUAUGGCCAUGAUCAUGAAAUUGGUAGAAUUAGAAUUGACGAAGAAACCAGAACAAAAAUUGCUGCAAAAUUGAAAGAAGGAGUAACUUUCGCACAUAUUAUAGAUUCAAUUCGUGAUCAAGAAGUGACAGAUGAUACUUUAAAACGAUCUCUCCUUUUGGACCGUAAAGAUCUGCAUAACAUUUCACGAGACUUCAAUAUUGAUUAUGCUACAAAAAAACACAAAAACGAUGCAAUUAGUAUAAAGUUAUGGGUUGAAGAGAUGAAGACAUUAGAAAAACAAUGUCCUGUUUUAUACUACAAAGGCCAAGAUGAGAAUGAUUGGAACGGAGAACAAGGAGUCUUGGAUAAGAAAGAUUUUACAAUCAUUUUAAUGACAAAUUUUCAAGUAGAACAAUUAAAAAAAUUCGGCCACAAUAAAAUUUGUAUAGAUGGUACUCAUGGCACAAAUGCAUAUGAUAUUCAGUUAUAUACUAUUGUAACUGUUGAUGAAUUUGGAUCAGGUUGUCCAGUUGCGUUCUGUUUGUCAAAUCGAUCUGAUGAGAUAAUUUUCCAAUUAUAUUUCAAUAUAAUUAAGCAUAAAGUAGGUGUUAUUAACUGCAAUGUAUUUAUGACUGAUGAUGCUCCAGCGUUCUAUAAUGCAUGGGUUGUUGUUAUGGGAUCUGUUGAACACAGACUAUUGUGUACAUGGCAUGUAGACAAAAACUGGAGACAAAAUUUAUGUAAAAUCAGUGGAGGACCCGAAAAGAAAGCAUUAGUUUACAAAUCAUUAAGAAUCCUUUUAUAA